This is a messenger RNA of Syngnathus acus (greater pipefish), 1995 nucleotides long. RefSeq lists its product as uncharacterized. Gene Ontology annotation, biological process: T cell receptor signaling pathway; integrin-mediated signaling pathway; protein localization to plasma membrane. The transcript is spliced from 18 exons. NCBI's taxonomy places the organism in Eukaryota, Metazoa, Chordata, Actinopteri, Syngnathiformes, Syngnathidae. The record is from RefSeq and is a predicted model, not a curated record. Gene Ontology annotation, molecular function: protein binding. Gene Ontology annotation, cellular component: plasma membrane. The coding region runs from base 1 to 1554 and encodes 517 amino acids.
AUGGUAUUUGGCUCCAAGGAGAGAGAGACGAUCGUCGACUCUGACAAUCGCAUUGUUAGCACCUUGGAGAGGGCCAGGAGAAAGUUCUCCCGCCGACACAUAUUGAGCUCCAGCAAAUCUAGGAACGUGCGUUCUCCUGACUUUGCAACCAACGAGAGAUCAUUCCUUUCGCCGUCCAUGGACAAUGUGGAGCCUGAUCUACCUCCACUUCCACCUCCACCUGUUGGUCUCCCACACCUUGCUUGCAUCUCUGCCCGACCAUUCUCCAAAGUCAACAACUCUGCUCGAAAGGUGUUAAAAGAUCUCAGCCCGCAGCCAGCUAAUGAAAAGCCAAUCUCCAGUGCUGUGCUGGAUGCUCCUGUUUUCCCAGACUUUGAGAUGGAGCCCACAGAGAGCGAAGCUGUAGAUAUUUCUGCAUUAAACCUAGAGGUUCUAGAUUUGGGAGGCCUCAGCUUUCCACUUCCUGACUGUGGAGUUCCUGAAUCCGAGGCUUUGCAAUGUGACACGUGUACCUCCGCAGGGGCCAAUGAAAGCCCUGUCGUCCAACAGCUCAAACUUUGCGAUGUGGAAAACAUCAACAAGUUCUUCUUGUGCCAGAACUCACGCAAGCAGAAAGGCAAUCUGAAUCCAUAUGCUGACAACAACCUUCCUGCGAAAGAGGAGGCGGCUCUUCACAUUUGGCCACGGAAUCCAUGGGGCAGCACAUCAGGAGAACAUUCAUCCCAUUAUCACGUCCACAGUAAAGAACGUCAAAGCCCUAGCGUGGCUGACUAUAAGGAACUGAAGAAGAGGGAGAAGCAGCGACUGGACAAGGAGAAAAAGGAGCAAAAAGAAAGAGAGAAGAAGGAGAACGAAAUGAAAAAGAAGUUUAAAGUGACGGGCGACGAAGUGCCCAUGUACCACGCUAAGGUGAUGGUGGCUAGUAAAGUCCGCAAGAAUGACCUACCUGUUAAAAGCGGCGACACUGUCAGCAUUAUUCGUACCACCAACUGCCCGAAGGGAAAAUGGUUGGCACGAGAUGCAAACCACAAAUAUGGCUACAUCUCAGUGAUGAAUGUGGAGCUUAAUAUCAAGGAGAUGUUGGAGCUGGGCAAAAAGGCCCAAGCAGCGGGACGUGGUGGCAACAUGGAUGGGGACACCAUCAGCAUUGGAAGCAGAUCCUCAAGCCACCUUGUAGUCACAAGCAGUUUCACAGACGACAGCGAGGAAUGGGCCUGUGAAGACGAGAUGCUCUCAGCCUGCCACAUUCCCUAUCAGCCCACCUCCAUUCCAGAAAUGCCAUAUCACCUUGCUAAGAACCAGCACGGUUUGAGUGAUGCCAACUUUCACCACACUCAGCGAAGACAUGAAGCUCUGCAGAAGCUGGCCAUCUUUUUUGAACAUGGCAAAGAUGAAUUUAGUGAUGUUCGUGAUAGUGGAGCUCCAACCCCGACUAACUCUGAUCCACCAAACUUCUUGUGUGCCGUUGAAGAGCUUCCUUACCCUGAACAAGAAGUGGACUUCUCAGAAGUGGAACUUCUUCCUCCACCGCCGUUGUAUGCUGACAACGACUGAGUAAAACAUCUGCUAAUAUUUGAAACUGUACAUUUAUCCGAGUAUCUGGUGUGACUGCAAACUGAAAGAAAAGCUAUCCCUGGCCAAUUAAAAUAAGCAUCCCGAAUGAGCUUUAUAUUCUUUUUACACUUGCUAAGUGGGUGUGGGUGUUUCACUUUGUUUGAUGAUGCAUACCACAUCUGGUUCACAUUUUUUCUUUGGUGUUAUGUUGUUGCACAUUACAAAGCUCACAUGCAGAAGAUAAAUCAUGCCUUUUUUUUUUUUUUUUUUUACUUACAAAUGUUUUUCCAAUUUUUUAGUCGAUUUCGCUGCGUUAAAUUGAAUAGUGUAACACCUUCAUAUGUAGUUAGGAUAGCAGUCACUGUGGCUGCUUUAUUCCCUUGACUUUGCAAUUUUACAACAUCCAGCCAAAAUAGUAUCGAAAAAAAACAAAAAAACAAU